Molecule: messenger RNA, 381 nt
Organism: Mycotypha africana
Lineage: Eukaryota; Fungi; Mucoromycota; Mucoromycetes; Mucorales; Mycotyphaceae
Product: 30S ribosomal protein S12
Exons: 2
Coding region: 1-381 (126 amino acids)
Biological process (GO): translation
Cellular component (GO): small ribosomal subunit; ribosome
Molecular function (GO): structural constituent of ribosome
Source: RefSeq, a predicted model, not a curated record
AUGGCCACUUUGUCACAAGUAAUGAGAAAACCUCGAAAAUCUAAAAUCAGCCUAAGUAAAACACCUGCUUUGGACAGUUGCCCAGAACGCAAGGGAGUGUGUUCCAAAAUUUAUACCAUGAAGCCAAAAAAACCCAAUUCGGCUGUCAGAAAAGUCGCCAGAGUCAAGCUGACAAACGGUAAUGUAGUUACUGCUUACAUUCCCGGUGAGGGUCACAAUUUACAAGAACAUUCAGUGGUGCUUGUCAGAGGGGGUCGUGUACCAGAUUUACCGGGUGUACGUUAUCAUUUAGUUAGAGGCGCUAUGGAUCUACAAGGUGUACCUACCAGAGCUACCAGUAGAUCAAAAUACGGAACUAAAAAGCCAUCCAAGAAUAAUUAG